UUCCUGUUGAAGGGAUCCGUUUGUUGCUAUGGUUGAAAAUGUCUCCUUAACAACCGGACUAAAAGUGGAGUAAACUUCGGUUGUAUUACCAAACGGUCGCAGUUGCAAAUAAGAACUUGUUCUCAACUAGCCUACCUGGUUAAAUAAAGCGGUGGGGUGGAAUGGCAGAGACAGCAGAGAGUAAGAAAGAAGAGGCAGACUACAAAAGGCUGCACAGCUUUCCUCUUAUCAGGCACACAGACAUGCCAGAGGAGAUGAGAGUGGAGACCAUGGAGCUCUGUGUCACAGCCUGCGAGAAGUUCGCCACCAACAAUGAGAGUGCAGCGAAGAUGAUCAAGGAGUCAAUGGAUAAGAAGUUUGGCAGCUCGUGGCACGUGGUAAUCGGCGAGGGCUUUGGCUUCGAGGUGACACACGAGGUCAAGAACCUGCUCUACAUGUUCUUUGGAGGAAGCCUGGCCGUGUGUGUCUGGAAGUGCUCCUAGCAUCAACAACCAAAUUAGAUCUAUAGAUCUGUCUGUCCAUCUACACUAUAUAUACACACACAAAGGUAUAGUGGAUUUGGCUAUUUCAGCCACACCCGCUGACAGGUGUAUAAACUCGAGCACACAGCCAUGCAAUCUCUAUAGACAAGCAUUGGAAGUAGAAUGGCCUUACUGAAGAGCUCAGUGACUUUCAACGUGGCACCGUCAUAGGAUGCCACCUUUCCAACAAGUCAGUUCGUCAAAUUUCUGACCUGCUAGAGCUGGCCCGGUCAACUGUAAGUGCUGUUAUUGUGAAGUGGAAACGUCUAGGAGCAACAAUGGCUCAGCCGCGAAGUGGUAGGCCACACAAGCUCACAGAACAGGACCGCUGAUGCGCGUAGCAUGUAAAAAUGGUCUGUCCUCAGUUGCAACACUCAAUACUAUCUAUCUGUCCAUGGAUCAUCUCUCUCUCUGUCGGUUAGCUUUCUCUUUCUUAUUCUCUCCCGUCUGACUUGAGUUACUGUAUCCUGUCCAAUUGGACUUGUUCUUAAAAUGCUGUGUGUGAAUUCACUUCGACACAAAUUAAAUGCAGCCAGGGUCUCCAAUACCCAUGUGUGUGUGUGUGUGUGUGUGUGUGUGUGUGUGUGUAACACUUCUCAUUCAUUCCAUUCAAUAUGUUUUAGUAUUUUAUAAUUGUAAGUAUGUGUAAAUACUUUGAUGCCGAUUGGAUUUUAAAAAUAUUUUUCUGUUUUUUACAGAUACAGUACAUACAACUGUUAUUGACAAACAAUUUGUUAGUAUUUGUAGCUGACAGGGUGAUACUGGCAAUUUUCUGUUUGAAAUGAACUGAUUGUGAAAUAAAACCUGAAUUGUACUGAGAAAUGUACUCAC
Messenger RNA from Oncorhynchus nerka (sockeye salmon), 1352 nucleotides. Its product is annotated as dynein axonemal light chain 4. Gene Ontology annotation, biological process: microtubule-based process. The transcript has 5 exons. Lineage: Eukaryota; Metazoa; Chordata; Actinopteri; Salmoniformes; Salmonidae. The record is from RefSeq and is a predicted model, not a curated record. Bases 162 to 482 code for a protein of 106 amino acids. Gene Ontology annotation, cellular component: dynein complex.